This is a messenger RNA of Neurospora tetraspora, 1830 nucleotides long. RefSeq names its product glycoside hydrolase superfamily. Lineage: Eukaryota; Fungi; Ascomycota; Sordariomycetes; Sordariales; Sordariaceae. Gene Ontology annotation, molecular function: beta-glucosidase activity. Gene Ontology annotation, biological process: carbohydrate metabolic process. The record is from RefSeq and is a predicted model, not a curated record. The transcript is spliced from 2 exons. The coding region runs from base 292 to 1722 and encodes 476 amino acids.
AAGUACCUCUCUCUGGCUGGGCUAGGUCGUUUUCAAGGGCCAUGGCUAUAAGAUGACCAUCCCGCCCUCGGUUGGAGCUUCGUUCUUCUUUCAUAUGCUCCCUUUCUCUCUCCAUUUUUCUUCAUUCCCUUUCCUCCUCUAUCCCAGUCUGAUACAUACCCUGCUGGGUGACGCAUUGCAUAGCGACAAGAGUUGAGUUGCUUAUAACCAGUUUGGUAGAGUCAUUCUGAUAUAUCUACCCUUACCCAUCUCUGGAUAACUCCUAUUUGUCCAACGAAAUAAGCAUUCAUCAUGUCUCUUCCUAAGGAUUUCCUCUGGGGCUUCGCUACUGCGGCCUAUCAGAUUGAGGGUGCUAUCCACGCUGACGGCCGUGGCCCCUCUAUCUGGGAUACUUUCUGCAACAUCCCCGGCAAGAUCGCCGACGGCAGCUCUGGCGUCGUCGCCUGCGACUCUUACAACCGCACCAAGGAGGACAUUGAUCUCCUCAAGUCUCUCGGCGCCACCGCCUACCGCUUCUCCAUCUCCUGGUCUCGUAUCAUCCCCGUCGGUGGCCGCAACGACCCCAUCAACCAGAAGGGCAUCGAUCACUAUGUCAAGUUUGUCGAUGACCUCCUCGAGGCCGGCAUUACGCCCUUCAUCACCCUCUUCCACUGGGAUCUUCCCGAUGGUCUCGACAAGCGCUACGGCGGUCUCCUAAACCGUCAAGAGUUCCCCCUCGACUUUGAGCACUACGCCCGCGUCAUGUUCAAGGCCAUCCCCAAGUGUAAGCACUGGAUCACCUUCAACGAGCCCUGGUGCAGCUCCAUUCUCGGCUACAACUCGGGCUACUUUGCCCCCGGCCACACUUCCGACCGGACCAAGUCGCCCGUUGGUGACAGUGCUCGCGAGCCCUGGAUCGUUGGCCACAACCUCCUCAUCGCCCACGGCCGGGCCGUCAAGGCUUACCGGAAGGACUUCAAGCCCACGCAGGGCGGCGAGAUCGGUAUCACCCUGAACGGCGACGCCACUCUCCCCUGGGAUCCCGAGGACCCCUUGGACGUCGAGGCGUGCGACCGCAAGAUCGAGUUCGCCAUCAGCUGGUUCGCAGACCCCAUCUACUUCGGCAAGUACCCCGACUCGAUGCGCAAGCAGCUCGGCGACCGGCUGCCCGAGUUCACGCCCGAGGAGGUGGCGCUCGUCAAGGGCUCCAACGACUUCUACGGCAUGAACCACUACACGGCCAACUACAUCAAGCACAAGAAGGGCGUACCUCCCGAGGACGACUUCCUCGGCAACCUCGAGACGCUCUUCUACGACAAGAACGGCAACUGCAUCGGCCCCGAGACCCAGUCCUUCUGGCUCCGCCCGCACGCCCAGGGAUUCCGCGACCUGCUCAACUGGCUCAGCAAGCGCUACGGCUACCCCAAGAUCUACGUGACCGAGAACGGCACCAGUCUCAAGGGCGAGAACGACAUGCCGCUCGAGCAGAUCGUCGAGGACGACUUCCGCGUCAAGUACUUCAACGACUACGUCAACGCCAUGGCCAAGGCGCGCAGCGAGGACGGCGUCAACGUCAAGGGAUAUCUCGCCUGGAGCUUGAUGGACAACUUUGAGUGGGCCGAGGGUUAUGAGACGCGGUUCGGCGUUACCUAUGUUGACUAUGAGAACGACCAGAAGAGGUACCCCAAGAAGAGCGCGAAGAGCUUGAAGCCGCUCUUCGACUCGUUGAUCAAGAAGGAUUAAGGGGUAUUUUUGAGGAGGGGAAAGGGCAAGAAGAAAACAUGGGCGGGAUAUCUGUUAUGAAUUUUGUGAUGAAUUGGGCAAGCGUCAGCAAGGGAAAGGGAUUUGCGA